AUGUCGCCGUUCUUUGACCGACUUCGCACGGCGGUCUCCCGAAGAGCCAAGCAUGCAUCAUUCUUACUGGUACAUAAGCCUUCGAUUUGGAAGCGAAUCCCGGAUAAUGUCCUCGUGUUUAUUACGGCGUUCACUGAGCUCGAAGAUAUUGUAUCGUUGGCUCUGACUUGUCGCUUAUUGCACCACCGAAUCGGCAAUAAUGAAUGUGCAAUUGCGCAUGCGUUUCUCAACCUUCACACACGAAAUAGAGUACUGGAAGACUACUACGUUGAUAGUGGGGUUGAAUUGUCGCCUGGCGAUGAUUUAACCUUUAUAUCAGAGCUGUUUCCACCUCCGCCGCCCGAGUAUGCCGCUGGCCAGAGUCACGAUGACGCCGGGUACUCGUUGGGUUAUCUUGCAGACUUGAAACGAUGCUGGUCGACCUGCAUAUGGCUCUCUUAUCAUUUGGCCGACCAUGUAGUCCGACACCAUCUGGAAACCGACAGUGUUGCCCGCCCGCUUUGGUCGGCUUCCAAGACCGAGAAAGAAUACGUGUAUAGCAAGGCUGUGGAGACUCUUCAGUCGCGGCUUUUGCAUCCAUUGGCUUACGCGAUCUUUUUUCUUGAGAACACUUCACACGAUAGCUCCGACUCGAACUCAUCGAAACAUGUCAACGAUCACUCCGCAUCCAUCGAAAUACAACAGUCUGUACUCCAGGGUCCGCCAUUUAACAACACAUGGAACAUCAUCUUGACUGAGCACUGUCUGCAACUCCUUUGCUCGACUGUCCGACGACUCAUGAGCCCUGAAUUCGGCCACUCGACCUCUGAAAGCUGGGUCAGCCUUCUCCUUCUCAACUCAACCAUGGAGAGACUUGUCGAAUUUUUCAGCGCCAUCGCCAAGGACGACGGGAAGAAGCUGGCCACGUCGCAUGGGCAUGGGCACGGCCAUAACUCGACUUGGUCCGCCCGACGGGAAUUCUUGUGGCAAAUGCGAGAAGACUUAGGGCAUCAUAUUGCAUCUAUGAGCAAAGGCUCUGCCAAAGACACCGAAAACACUCUCACUCUAGACCAUGUCUGGUUCAAAGCAGCUUAUCAAGAGAUGGCCCGUCGGGGGGCCAUCCCGCAUUCACCGGAGGAGCUGGUUCCUGUCCUUCAUGGAUCUGCCGUGAAGUUGAAUUGUGCAUAUUGUGAUGAUGAUGACGGAUGA
This is a messenger RNA of Penicillium cinerascens, 1188 nucleotides long. RefSeq lists its product as uncharacterized. The coding region runs from base 1 to 1188 and encodes 395 amino acids. Lineage: Eukaryota; Fungi; Ascomycota; Eurotiomycetes; Eurotiales; Aspergillaceae. The record is from RefSeq and is a predicted model, not a curated record. The transcript is spliced from 2 exons.